Messenger RNA from Formica exsecta, 1229 nucleotides. RefSeq names its product exosome complex component RRP43-like. Gene Ontology annotation, cellular component: nuclear exosome (RNase complex); cytoplasmic exosome (RNase complex). The coding region runs from base 114 to 989 and encodes 291 amino acids. Gene Ontology annotation, biological process: U1 snRNA 3'-end processing; U5 snRNA 3'-end processing; nuclear mRNA surveillance. The transcript is spliced from 7 exons. The record is from RefSeq and is a predicted model, not a curated record. NCBI's taxonomy places the organism in Eukaryota, Metazoa, Arthropoda, Insecta, Hymenoptera, Formicidae.
CGGCUUUAAAUUCACAUUGUAGACACCGCUUAAUACCUACCCAACCCUGUUCCCGAACGCAGUUCGGACAUGCGGUAUGCGGUUUAUAUGAUUGUCAAAUAAACGAUUUAUGUAUGACAAAUUUUAAUAACGCGCCAGAGAUGGAUUUACAAUACAAAACGAUUCAUCCUGUGAAAUAUUUACAAGAUCAUCUUGAACAAGGCAGUCGGCCGGACGGUAGAAAAUUCUUAUCGUUUAGGCCGGUAAGCAUAAAUGUUUCAUCGAUUAUUCAAGCAGACAGUUCAGCGAUAUUUAAGUUGGGUGACACAAGUGCAGUUUGUGGUAUUAAAGCUGAAUUAGCAAUACCAAGAGCAGAUAUUCCAGAUCAUGGUUAUUUAGUACCAAAUAUAGAAUUAUCUCCUCUGUGUUCUUCAAAGUUUCGUCCAGGCCCACCGAGCGAACAAGCGCAAGUGCUUUCUAAAUCGAUAGAUAUUAUAUUAAGCAAUUCGAGAGCGCUUGAUUUAAAAGAUCUUUGCAUCUGCAAAAAUAAAUUAGUAUGGGUCUUGUACUGCGAUAUCUUAUGUCUAAAUUUCAAUGGCUCAGUUAUAGAUGCUUGUAUUGGAGCAGUGAUUGCAGCUCUUAAAACGUUGACCUUACCUGAAGUAAACUACAACAAUGAAACAGGAAUAAUUGUUGUACAUCCAGAAAAUAGAAAAGCAUUUCCUGUAAGAACAUUUCCAGUUUCUGCAUCAUUUGCAAUAUUUGAAAAACAACUGUUGCUAGCCGAUCCUUCAGAUGAUGAAGAAGUCUUGUCAUCGGCAAGAUUUUUUAUUGUGAUGGAUGAUGAAGAAGAAAUUUGUUAUAUACAUAAACCUGGUGGAAUUGCUAUCUCCCAGAAUUUACUUUGCAAAGGACUAGAAAUGACAAAAAUAAGAGCAAAAUUAGUCAGAUCGGUAAUCAAUGCUGCAAUCUCGACACUAAACAUAAAUAAUAUAGAAAUAAAUUUAUAAAAAUAAAACAAUAUCUGUUUUAUAUUGUGUGCAUCUAUGUGUAUAUUGUCAUCUUUUCAUAUUAUUAAAUGAAGAUAUAGUUAUUUUUUAUAUUAAGUAUUAUUAAAUGAAGAUAUACAAAAUAUCCGUGAUUAUCAUGUAAAUCUGUUCUUUUUAGUUGUACUUUAUUACAAACUUCAAACAAUAUCCAGAAAGAGAAAAUUAGAAAGAAUAAACGUUAUAAAGUAUAAAAAGAAAAAA